Molecule: messenger RNA, 9257 nt
Organism: Amblyraja radiata (thorny skate)
Lineage: Eukaryota; Metazoa; Chordata; Chondrichthyes; Rajiformes; Rajidae
Product: LIM and calponin homology domains-containing protein 1
Exons: 34
Coding region: 300-5657 (1785 amino acids)
Biological process (GO): positive regulation of stress fiber assembly; actomyosin structure organization; regulation of focal adhesion assembly
Cellular component (GO): stress fiber
Molecular function (GO): actin binding; myosin II head/neck binding
Source: RefSeq, a predicted model, not a curated record
UCAGCGGAGACGCCGGCUCUGGAUUUCCAUUGGCUGCACCAGGGUGGAUUUGCUGUGUGUAUUUUUAGCGUCGUUUCCCUGUUCCAGCGCCGAGCGGUCAGUCUUAUCUCCAGACUUGCUCAGUACUGCACGGCACUAGCCGUGGAGGGAGGGGGACUGACAUUAGGACCGUGGCAGCCCACGCUCCCAUCCCACUUUGAAAUCUAGCCUGGAGCAAGCAGUUGAGAGCGACCGGUUACUGGGACCUGUGUGUGUCAUCCUAAUUCAGUCGGGAGUGCCUGAGGGCUGCAGGCUUGCUGAUGGCCAGCCCUAACGUGAGAGACGGCGAGUGGGGAGAAACUCCGCACCAGGACUCCGGCUCCGGCCCCGGGCCCGCCUUCAUCGAGGCUCAACACUGGAUAGAACAAGUAACAGGCAGAGGUUUUGGUGAUAAAGACUUUCGAACUGGCCUGGAAAAUGGAAUUUUACUUUGCGAGUUAUUAAAUGCUAUAAAGCCUGGGGCUGUGAAGAAGAUCAACCGUUUGCCAACUCCCAUUGCAGGACUGGACAACAUUACAUUGUUUUUGAGAGCAUGUGAAGAGCUUGGACUAAAGGGAUCACAGCUUUUUGACCCUGGUGAUCUCCAGGACAUGACCAACAGAGCCUCAGUCAAAGUACCAGAGUGCAGCCGGAAAAUGAAAAAUGUCUUGAUCACAAUUUACUGGCUUGGAAAAGCAGCAAAUAGCUGUACGUCGUACAGUGGACCAACACUGAACCUAAAAGAAUUUGAAGGAUUGUUGGCUCAGAUUCAAAAGGAGAUGGAGGACACAGAGAGUCCAAAGAGAAGUGUUCGUGACAGCGGCUACAUUGACAGCUGGGACUCGGAGCGCAGUGACUCCCUGUCACCUCCCAGACAUGCCAGGGAUGAUUCCUUUGAUAGUCUGGAAUCAUUUGGGUCACGGUCACAACAGACUCCAUCCCCUGAUGUGAUAUUUAGAGGAAGUAGUGAUGGUCGUGGCAGUGAUUCUGAAUCGGAUGUGGCAUCGAAGAUACCUGAUGUAAAGCGAGACGACAUGUCUGCCAGACGGUCUUCCUACAAUGAUCCUAAAUCCUCCUUGCCCUUUAACCAAUAUCUACCUAACAAGCACAAUCAUACAGCCUAUAUGCCAGCACCUCUCCGAAAAAAGCGGGCAGAGCGAGGAGAAAAUUACCGGAAGAGUUGGAGCAACGCUACCUCACCUGUAGGAGCAGAACGACCUUUCAGUCAUAGUCAUCCUGAGCCUAUACAAGAAGAACACAGUGAAGAAUCCUCUCAGGGUGAAGAUUUUGCAGAUCCAUCAUCUACCUUUCCCAAUACUCAAGAGAUUAAUGAUUCCAAGCCAACAGUAAAGUCUAACCUGGUUGCUGCAGAGGACGUUGGUGGUCUCAAGAACCCGUUAGAAGUUCACCUGGUGGAAGACCCUGGGCACAAAGCAUCCAAAGAAUGUACAAGAAGGGAGGGGAAAGAAGAAGACGAAAUAAAGAAGUUGAAAAGAAUUCAAAAGGCUGGUAUCACGGUCCUGCCAGCAGCUGAGAGAUACCGCAGACUAAAACAACAGCAAGAAAGCAGUGGACACACUUCUCCAGAUAUUAUUCUUCGUAGGGAAAAUACAUUUUCAACUAACUAUCUGGACAGCGAUUCUGAGACUGAGGAGGGGGAAUGGAAACUUCCUGAUCUUGAGAAAGAUGACUUCGCUUUAAGGAAGGCUCAGCUCCACCAAUGCAAGCCCAAGGUGGUCAAUCAGUUUUUAGCUGGACCAUGCACGAAGAAGGACAGGGAGCUCUGGGCGAGUAUCAAACAUUCCCCUCGUGGAAUUGAUGGAGCUUCUCAAAGGCAAGAGCAGAAAAUGGAAAGCAAAAGUCCCAUUAAGGCUGCAGAGAGUGAAGUUAUUAUCCUUCAGGAAGCAGGCAUGGAAGCAGGCGUGUUGCUGAAGUCGCAGAAAAAGAAUGGGCACAAUGAGGAAGAGCAGGUGAAAGGACCAGAUGUAGAGCGUGAUGAUCUGGCUCGGCGAAAGGCCCUGGUUGGUUUUACCAGUCGGCAAGAGCCUCACACCUUCAUUCCUUCCUCUAUCACGUCAGCUGAUAUGGAGAUCUGGCAGAGGCUCAAGCUCUCCACCAAUACCAGUGAGGAGGCUUCCAAACCAACUACAACUUGUUCUGAAGUGAAGCCAAAGUGCGGAUCUGAAAUAGGAAAAGCAGCUGAAGUUGACCUUGCCCAUCGUAGGGCAAGAAACACGAAGAGCGCUUCACCCAGCUGCCAGCGCUCUGUGCAUUUUGGCCCAGUGACGGAGAUAGGUCAGCAACGUGGGGAUAAGAUGAGCAUCAGCAGGGCUGGCCCAGGCAGUGAGUCAGAAGAAGAGCCAGAUAGUUGCACUGUCAAAGCCUAUACCUGCCAUCAAUUACCCUCAGUAUCUUCAGCAGUUAUCCUCAAUUCACAAGACAAUGCAAUGGGAGAUAAAUCCCAAAUCCGUGCACACAGUGAGGUUAUUCUUGCCUCCCAGAAGGCGAUCAGUUGUGAACCUGAAGAAACGUUCCUUAGUGAUACUUGCACAGCUGAGUAUUUUCCAAGGAUCCCUUCUCCUGUCCUGGUUGCCCACACAGUAACUAUAAACAAAAACGCUCAGGAUUCCAGCGAAGGGAGUGAAGAUGACGAGGAGGGAAUCCCGGAUGUGGAGAAGGACGACAUGAUGAGUCGUCGGAUAAGAGACACCGCCAAACAGAGCAGUGCUUCCUUUAACAAAUUUCUCCCAGUCCCCAGUUCACAGCAAGACCAGGAAUUGAGCGGAAUUAAUAAAGAAGCUGAGCGGGAACCGAAAAAAAGGAGAAAAUCUGAGGAUGAAUCUCAAAGGACAUACAGUCCUACAGCAGCCCUGUCUGAUGAUACAGGGAGCGUCAGUAUGAAUGACAUGAGAACAGAAGAUGAUGGUCCAACACAGCCCCAUAGUAAAGCACGCCAUGAGGAACUACACAAAGUUCACAGUCGACUGCGUGAAGACCAGGACAAAUGGCAAGAUGAUUUGGCUCGCUGGAAGAGUAGGCGGAGAAGUGCAUCUCAGGACUUGAUCAAACGGAAGGAGGAGCGAGAUAUCGUGGAAAAAAUAAUGAGUGGGGAACGCAGUUUGUCAGAGAGACGGAAGAGCAUUAAAACCUACAAAGAAAUUGUGGAAGAAAAGGAAUCCAGAGAAAAAGAACUCCAAGAAGCAUAUAAAAAAGCAAGGACGCCAGAAGAAGCUGAAGAAAUUUUGAAGAAGUAUUCACAGAGAUUUAUGAUCAGUGAAGCGUUUCUUGAAAACCUGGAGAUGCCAAAAUUCCUGGAGAGAAGUCAGUCAGUGGAUUCAGAUUCUUCAUGCUCGCCUACAAGGGAACCUAAUUCACUGAAGUACUUACGACAGCAGUCCUUGCCAAUCCAAAAAUAUACAGCCACUGUUGAAGCAGUGAUAAUUCCCAGCAGCCAACCGCAGGCUAACUUUACUGCAAUGGUUACAUCCCCAACCAAAACUGUUGCCUCCAAGGCAGUGCCUAUGUUGACUCCAAAGCCUUAUUCACAACCAAAAGAUUCGCAGACAGUGCUGAAAUCAUUUAAGAAAAAUGGAAAGGUAAGAAUAAAUGGAGAGACAAGCCCAACAUUUACCAGAGUGGAAGAGAAUGAGUCCACAUCUCCAGGAUUGUCCCCAUUGCUCACCCGAUCGCAGAUGUUUGAAGGUGUGGCAAGAGUGGAUUCCCCACUACAGUUACAGGAAGAUAACAGCAACCGUGUAUCCCGACUUGAGCAGCUUGCUUCCUCUGCCAUCAAUAAUCCACAAACUGAAAAUACAGAUAAGGAGGAGCAAGCUGAGAUGACAAUUGUCAUUACUACUACUCAGCAGGCAAACACCAAGGAUGACUCUGAAUUGAAAUCCUUCUGCAAUGAGCAAAAGGAAGAGUCCGUAAUAAAUGCAGAUGAUCCUCAGAGGGACCUGGACAUUUCGAUUGUACACAUUGCUCUAUCAGACAAUGCUGAGUUGGACAUAAGGGACGCAGUUGAAUCCAAAAUAAUGACGUCGGCCGAAGCCUGCCUAUUACCCAAGAGUGAAGCUUCAAAUAACAGCCCCCAGGAGCAGUUUAAACAAGAAGGAUUAAAAUCGACGACACAUCAACAGGAUAAAACGGGAGAUGUGUUGGAUUCAGAUCAGGUGAUAAGUGAACUGAAGGAAGAGGUGACAGAAAACAGUCGGUAUGAUGAUGCCAUUAAUCAGCAAGAUAGUCCCUCUGGAUCCGGGAUGAUUUGCUGUUCUGCAGGUUCGGAACAGGCUGAUGAAGCCGUUGUGGGGUUUGCAGACUCUGCCACAGAGCCAGCUAAUUUUGCCAGUGUUCCGGUUACAGUUCGGAACUCUUGGCGACGCUCAGAGUUUUUCUCACUGCCAGCAGAAGUAGACAGCAGUGAAAAUAUAAAUAUCCCAGUUGCAUCUUUAAAUCUCCCUAAGCAUUUUGACCGCUGGUAUUGGGACCCAGAGGAAGAACGCAAGCGACAGGAAAGAUGGCAGAAAGAGCAGGAACGCUUGCUCCAGGAAAAGUAUAGAAAGGAGCACGAAAAGCUGCGUCAAGAAUGGGAAAAAGCACAAAAGGAGGUCGAGGAAGAAGAACGAAGAUAUCAUGAAGAGGAGCGUAAAAUCAUUGAAGAAACGGUGACUCCACUGACUCCACGAUCGGUGCCUGUCCAGCUUCCAUCUGAGUGGCUUUCUAUCUCAAAAGCAGAGGAAGUCAGGAAUUCGGAGUCCACUGAACUCACCCAUGGGGAGAGCAAACAGACCGAAUUGCAGAAGCAAACAAUGGUAGAAAUAGACAGUUGUCAGAAAGGAGAUGAGGGGGGGCUUCUGGUUCAAGAAACACAAAGCCAGAAGGACACCAAACAGAGAUCAACACAGACGCAAGCAGAAGCACUGAGGUCAAAUGAUGAGAAUGGAUCAGAGGAAAACCAGGAGGUAGCUGAGAGGAACAGUUUGGAGAAAUGGCACUGGCAGGACACCAAACAACUGGAAUCUGAAACGCUAAAGUUGAACUUGCAGUCUGCACCACAUUUUUCCCAAAGAGAUGAAGAAACUGACAGUGAAAGACAAAUUCAGGCACGCAGCCAAACACUCAUCACAGAUCAUCAUCAAGUGUCAGCUCAAGCUGCAGACUCCCCUGUUUUUCCAGACCGAUAUCAGAAUGCACAAGAACCUCCUCUAUUCCUUGACGUUCACAGAAACCAACUAUCCAAUGUUCCAGACGAACAGAAGACUGGGUCUCUGGACAGAAGCUGGGCUCAUCAGUCCAAUAUGAUGGACAGAAAAAAGUGGUCUGGAUCUCAUGAGAAUUUACAAUCAAGCCAAUCGCUUCUUCAACCACCAUCAUCUCCCACUCCGCUCCAGUCUCCUGGCAGGUCAGUCAGUGGAAAAAAAUUAUGUUCAACUUGUGGGCUGCCCCUCGGAAAAGGUGCAGCCAUGAUCAUUGAAACGCUCAGUCUGUAUUUUCAUAUUCAGUGCUUCACGUGUGGUAUCUGUCGAGGACAACUUGGAGAUGCAACUACCGGGACAGAUGUCCGAAUCCGCAAUGGUCUUCUCAAUUGUAAUGACUGCUACAUCAGGUCCAGAACUGCUGGACAGCCCACGACUUUGUGACCAUGCCACAUGCCAAUCAGCAACUGAAAAUCCAAUGGAACACAGAUGACCCUGAAGCUCAAUGCGAUGUUCACUAUUUGCAGACAAUUGCAGAGAGAAACUAUCAUUCACUGGCUUUCUCACUCCCAGAACCCUCACUUCCCAAAAACAAGUUUUACCAGCGUUGAUAUUUUGGCAACCAACAUUUUGAAUCAUUUUCAAGUUAGUGAAACCGCUGUUGUUUUGUUCAAAUAGUCAAUAGUAGCAUCAUUUGAUAUAUAUUUGCUGUUGAAGAAAAGCUUUUAAGUGGAUUCGACAUGUUUUUUUAUUAAUAUUGUGUGAUAAUGUAAUUUAUUUUAUUGCCUCCUCCAGUUAUGAAAAUGUUAAUCAUCAAGGUGCAAUUAUUAAUGGAGUAAGUGAAUAAAAUUCUAUUUGUCCUGUGUAUUGGUUAAUAACUUUGGUCUUCCUUUCCUUGGAACUAAUUUGAGCCAUCUGUGUCACAAUUAGGGAAUGUAGAGAUCAUUCCAAAUGGGUAGAUUUACAAUUACCUUGUAUUUUAGAUUGCUAUGUCCUUCAGGUGCAUUUCUUCAUAACGUAAGAAUUUCGUGAAGGUCUAGCAUUCAGGAAAAAGGAUAGAGGCAGUAAUCAAGCUUUUAUUUCAUCUUGGCUAAUAGUAACUUGCAACUACACAAUGUAUUAGAGCAACAUGGAAUUGUUAAACAAAACGGAAUUGAAAGCUGAAAUGCUUGCCUUUUAGGAACAUAUGUGUGCCAGACUAAGAUUUGUUUCACUCGUGUUUGGUAAAGAUACAAUUUGUGUUCAAAGUCUGCUUUCAAAUGUGUAUUGGCAAUGUUUGGUAUUGUGCAUCAGAUCCUUGUGUUACUGGCAUUCUUUCACCUAUCAUUCGGCUAAUUGAUCUGUUCCACUGUAGAGAAGCAUUUUAGAUCUAUACCUUCUUCAAGCUAAUGAUUAUUUAGUAGACAACUGCCAGACUGCAAUUCAAAUGCAGGUUGUCAAAAUGGAAUUUACCACUCCCAUAACUUGAUCAGGGGUUUUCCAUUAUCACAUGGAACCAGUCCCCGAUUUCCCUGUUAACCCAGUGUUUUCACAGUGUUCAAUGCCAUUUGCCCUGUAUAUAAAGAAGCAUCAAGUGUAACAAUUCCAACAGUGUUCUGAUAAAUACAAUGCAGUAUAUCUGUGCAUGCUCAAAUACUGUGGAUUAUAUUCCGAGUUAUGAAUGCAGUCUGCAUAACCAUUUUAAACUCCAGUAAAUUGGGACGUCAAUUUGGAAACUGAGCUAAAAUUGAUGAGCGCUAAGUUAGAGGUUUCAUACUUAAUGUCCAUUUAAGUGUAUAGUAAAUCCUUUUAACUAGAAACAAUAAAACGAGUCGGCAUCCUGUUAGACUAACAAAAAAGUAAAUACAAUUAUUUGGAUUAUUAUUGCACCUUUGAUGAAGCAUUCUACCUGAAGCAUUGAAACUAUGAUUUUUUAGUCUUUCUAAACAGGGAUUGAAUCAAAAUAGUUUAAGUUAUUUAUAAAUAUAUCAGGUCACUAUUGGAAUAAUUUGCAUAGCUGUUGAAGAUUUUAUAAAAAUACUGGAAAGCAGACCUUUCAGUUGGCGAAUUUGCUAUAGAAUUACAUUAUUUCAUUUUUUUAAACUUAAAAUAUCGUUAUAUUUCGCACAGGCUUUUAAAAUGUCACUUGGGUUGAUUUGUAGGUCGAGCAAGACGACCAUUAAGCAAUUACAAAUAACUUGAGGCAUGGCAUAAUCUCUUGCUUGGCAAACCUAUUAUAUCCGAGGCAAAUGCUUGCAAAGUGAUUCAAUGAAGAACAGAUAGCACCAAAUUAGCCAAUGACUUGUAUCUGCCUUAAACAACAGCAAUACAAUCCCUACUCUAUAUUGCGACUCCCUUGCAGAAGGAUAAUUAAUAAGGUGUAGUCCAUUAUCAUUUAGCAGCUUUGUUGAAGAGAACAUAACUUAACAAGUCUCUUUGUUCCAGCAGUAAUUAUCUUAAUUGCAAGGUUGACAUUUAUUUAUUGAAGUAGUUUAACAUGUUUUGCAUGUUGGUGAUACGGCAUUAUAUGAUAACUGCGUGGUUUAUUUUUAUUUGUAUCCAUUGUUUGAAUAGUCUGUUGGAAUGCAAAAUGUGUUUCAUUCAUCAAUGUUUCAUUGAAACUGUGCCUUACUAAAUGCAGGCUAUUGCACAUGGAUGGUCAGAAGUGUAGAGAAUAUAAAAUGUUGGUAUCUGGCUCAUAAAAACAUCUAUGUCAGCUAUUAAAUGAACUGGGUGCAAGUGAUACUGGGAAGAAGAUGAGUCAGACAUGAAGCUGAGGCCCAGCUGGUUCAUCUCAUGUGACUGGCUCACAGUACCCAAAGAUUCCUACCCUCCGCAUGGUUUCAGCAAAGCCUGAUAUUUCUCCUGGAGUCAGUACAUUCAUUGUGUAAACUACAUCUUCUAGCAUUCAGAAGAUUUUUAAAGACAACUUUUUACAUAUUCUUGUACACUCUCACUCCUCAGAAAUGAUCUGCAGGGGAAACAUUGAAUAUAUGUUAUAGCACAUUCUAUACUUGUUCCAAUAGCCCCUUUUACAAUUAUGUCUUUUUUUUAAUAUUAGGUAGUUUGAUUUUGAACUAAAUUCAAAGCUACUGAGCUUUUAAUUGGUAGCACUGCAAUUUCUUGAGAUGCGAAGUAAGCUUUUUAGGAUUUAUUCAAUCCACAAUUAAACAAUAAUCUAAACAUUUUAUCGCAAGAAAGAAAGACAAAAUGUAGGCUGGAAAAUAUUGUCAACAGUAUUACAUGAAUGAUGAACUUGUUCACUUUCCCUGUCCACUGUUUUAAAGGCAUUACUAACUCAUUCAAAAUCUGGCUCAUAAAAAUAAAUGCAGUGAAGCAUUUUGGGGUAGAAAUUCAUUUGUGUUGCAAUUCUAAUCAAGUGAUGUAGUGGCUGAUACAAAUUGAGCUCCACUUCUGAAAUCAUGUUAUUGACUUCAUUGAAAUCAUAUUUUGGUUUAAUGCACAUUCAUCGCCAUGUUGCACAUUGGUCACGUGCAGCAGAAGACCCAAAAAAACUGAUCAUAAUUCCUUGCCUAAAAUGUCAAUGUAGCAGAGAAGUGAAUUUCUAUUAAAUGUAAAAGUGAUGAACAUCCUAGGUAACCACAGUACAAUGAGUGAGAAGUUCAUAUCUGGAAUAUUAAUCAGUAAAGAUUUGUCAGGGUAAAUAAUAUUGUGAUUGUUUUUUUCCCCACUGUCACUUGAUUAUUCAAGGUUAUGUAAUUAAAUACAGUUUCCUUGAACUAGCAUGCCAUGGAACUCUCCCAGCAUCUAUUAACAUCUGUAUUGAGAGCACUUAUUUCUGAUAGUAUGUGGCUAAAUUACAUUUUCCCCAGAAUGUGCUUGACGAAAUAUGGACUUGGAUUGAUGUAUGUUUUAAUGACAAAUUGUAACUGGGGCUGUUACUCAAACAUAAACAAUUAAAAUUGUCUUGCAUAUGCUACGGUUGAACUAUUGUGCUAUAUGUAUAGUGUUUUGCCUCUUGAGGGAUACGUUACAAUGUGUUCAAUUAAUGCAACAGCUUUUAUAGUAAAUGUAUGUUGUUUAUAAAUAAAACUAUUAAAAAUA